AUGGCUACAAAUAACCCUAGCAAGCUUGACUCUCUUCGCGAUGCCAUUUUAAGCGUCCGUGUGAGAGCCGUUACUAGGCAUCACUUCAUUACAUUCCCAAAUCUACAAACGAAACUCACCGAGUCUCUCGUUGCCGAUGCCAUUAUUGAAUGUUACCCGUACGAUCACCGCCAGAAAAUAAUCAUUGAGAAGAUCAUCGGCCAUGGGUUGAGGGUUUUUGCUGCUCUGGCAAUACUUCAUCAAGAGCAUUUAGUGCUCAGCCUUAUCGAGGGUAACCUGCUUGAUUCAAGUCUUCCGAUCGACUCAGAUAACCCCUUGAUACCCAGGGACCUUUCACCUAGGUUCUGCUCCGAAGUACAAUGGGAAUUCCUCCCACACAAAUUCAUCCAAGGCGACUUCCACAAGAGCCUACGAGCGGAAAUAAUGAUGCCAUACACACACGAAGUGAAGAUUGAUGAAGGGUCUGGCGGAGAUAUAUUCAAAUGUGUUGUUCACCCUCACCAAUACGAGGUAGUAUUCACAACGGUCAAGGAAUCCCGCCUUGGCCCGCAAGAAAAGCCCUCCGUACUCAUCAGGAAGCGCAUUAAAAUGGUCCGACAGAAUCCAACCUCUCAUCAACGUGCUUUCAGGAGAGAGUUGGAAUGUUUAGACGUCCUACGGACCCUCAGGCAUCCCAACAUCAUCCAUCUUCUGGCGAGCUAUGAGCACAAAGGGGAAUACUACCUUUUAUUUCCAUGUUUGCCGAUGGACCUGGAAUCUUUCCUCAGUAGGCCCGAAGUAUUUGGCGAUUUCACGACCAGCUUGACAUUUUACAGCGCUUUGGCCGGCUUGUUUUCCGCUGUGGAAGCACUCCACGAGGUUGUGGUACAAACCGAAAGAGAUCUUGUAUCCCGUAUCGGUUACCACCAUGACAUCAGACCCAAAAACGUGUUAGUUACACAAACCACAUUCGUCCUAACCGACUUCGGCGUAGCGCGACUUAAAUUUCCAGGACAAGGGUCGCAAACUCUGUGGCCAAGUACGAUCGGGGACUACAUCGCGCCAGAGUGCAUGGACGAGGACUAUGAAGAGCAAGUGGUCGGUAGAUCAAUAGAUAUCUGGUCAUUGGGAUGCCUCUUAGCCGAGGUGGUAACAUACAUGAAGUCUGGUUCAUCCGGUGUUACACAAUUUCGGGCAGCAAGGAGGGUAACCAAACACAGAUACCCGAUCUCGAAUGGGUAUUUCUUCGAGGGUAAUAACCUGAGGGCAUCCGUUGAGCAGUGGCUGACCGAAAUCAACCCACCCGCUACAGAACCAGGUGUUAGUUCCCUAAUUGCGGUUAUUCGUCAGCUGCUACACAUUGAUUACAAGGAUCGACCGGUCGCAUCUCUAUGUUCAAGAAAGCUUACUUACAUCCAAAGCAAAAUAAUCUUCUGCGAUAUCGAGGCGCACAUAACCAACAUAAGUGGAGGGAUUGAUUCAUUUAGUACCCCAGACGAGACGGCUUCCAUAUCCCCGUAUGAGAGUCUCGGAUUAUGGUUUGAAUCAAAAAAACUUAGUGCCUGGGGUACAGUUCUCCAAAUGCAUGAACAAUAUACAGAACAUCGGCUUUUUAACGACGGCAAAUUUCAAGUAUCCCAUGUACUUGAGACCCUCCAAUCAUUACACUCAAACCUAAAACAGCAGACAGCACUCUCCGCGAGAACAGGGGAAACGCUCAGAAUAGCUGUAGCAGAGCUAUGGAGACUGGUGCCGCAGUCAUACCAGAGGCGGAUGGAACAAGAAUGGCGCACGUCAGCACUAAAUACCAGUCCGGAGUUCGAGGAUGUUUCCAAUCUAAGUCGGAUAGAAGAAAGCGGGCGACUCCUCCGAGCUCCGUUCUCUAAUAUCAGUACAUAUGCCGCCCUCAAGAGAUUGCAACUGCAACUCUGGAGAACGGGUACAAGUCAGCAGAAGCAGUUGCUAUUGAAGGGCUCGCAGAUUGACUUGUGCCAAGAUUCGCGCAAAUAUUUUCAGCAAGACUAUCACCAAUUGGCGUGGUUUACGCCAUGGAAGGGUACCAAUCUUGAAUAUAACCGUAAGCGGAGGGUAAUCAUCGAGUGGCUAGUGUAUACUCCUGCCUGGGAAGGCCAAACCAAGGAGGAAAAAGUCACGAAGCUAUUGGCAUUGGCUGAAUUGCUCCACUGUUCAAAACCAGAGGGUUUUCAUGUCCUCGAUUGUGUUGGAAUCAUUGAACCCAACGCCGUUCUUGAAUUCUCUAACUUCGGUUUCGCCUACGACUAUCCUGAAGCAAUCCGAGGGGAGCUGUCCGAGCCCCCUACGACCCUUGCUAGCCUUCUAGGUGACAGAAAUCUAGUUGUUCCAUUAGAAUACAAAUUUCUGAUCGCUAAAAGUCUUUGCGAGAGUAUCUGGCAGCUGCAUUCAUCCAACUGGCUCCACAAGGCAAUCCAGCCAAGCAACGUUCUAUUCUUUCGCAAGAAGGCUUUGAGUCAAUCGAAACCUGCAGAGAUGUUCUCCGGCUUGUCCUCCCAGCCCUAUCUGAUCGGAUUCCAACAUAGCCGUCCUAACGGGGAUACUUGGUACUCGGAUACAGACGAUUACCACGGUGGUUCACCUGAGUACCGGCACCCCAACUAUAUUCCCGGAACGACAAGAUUCCGUAAAGCUUACGAUUAUUACGGCAUUGGAAUAAUGCUUCUAGAAAUUGGGUUUUGGGAGCCUCUGGCGUCUUUUCGCCGGCGUCAUAAAGAUGCUACGCCCGAUCAAUUCCGUGAAUCUCUGCUGAGAGUAUAUGCACCAAAGCUUGGACCGAAAAUGGGAAGCCUCUACAAGAAUAUUGUUAUUAACUGCCUCUCAAACCGCUACUAUUCGGAGAACUCCUUGUUAGAAGACCGGGAUGUCACUUCUGAGUUUUAUUGGGAGGCUGUGGCGCCGCUAUGUGAUCUUAAUAUUGCAUAG
Orbilia oligospora ATCC 24927 is the source of this 2937-nucleotide messenger RNA. RefSeq lists its product as uncharacterized. Gene Ontology annotation, biological process: protein phosphorylation. The transcript has 2 exons. Lineage: Eukaryota; Fungi; Ascomycota; Orbiliomycetes; Orbiliales; Orbiliaceae. Bases 1 to 2937 code for a protein of 978 amino acids. Gene Ontology annotation, molecular function: protein kinase activity; ATP binding. The record is from RefSeq and is a predicted model, not a curated record.